Periophthalmus magnuspinnatus is the source of this 1088-nucleotide messenger RNA. It is a transcript of the gene nxph2a, whose product is annotated as neurexophilin 2a. The record is from RefSeq and is a predicted model, not a curated record. Lineage: Eukaryota; Metazoa; Chordata; Actinopteri; Gobiiformes; Gobiidae. Gene Ontology annotation, molecular function: signaling receptor binding.
ACUGUGAGGGAUGAGACGCACUCUUUCGCUUCGGUCCGCAACUUUAUCUUGUUGUUUGCUGUAGAAGUUUGGCAGUAAAAACAGAUUUUCAAGGAGUAAUUCUUCAAAGAAGACAAACUUACACGGGAUUUUAGGAGCUCGAAGUGGAUUGGACAAGCAUGACUGACUGCGCAAAGUGAAGUGCCAUUUUAAAGCGGUGAAAAAAGAAGCGAUGUGCGAGCGCCAUGUGCCUCUCCCCGGAGCGCCAGAGAGGAUUUAAGCGUCGUUCAUUGUGAAUUAGUUCCAAAGUCAGUCAAAAAGAUGAGAGCCGUGAAAAUAUUGCUGCUCUUCCUCCUGCACCAGAUUACAUGCAAAAAAAGUGCACGGAGGUGGAGUCACGCAGCUGAUUGAAUUUGGUGAUGGUGGAGCAGAAGAUAUCUCCCACAGGUGCUAGUCCCCGCCUCCUGAACCCCCUCCGUCUGUUUGCACGCAACUCCCCUGGGCUCAAAACCAACAUGAGGGAAAUGACUUAUUUACAGAACAUAGAAGACUUCUGGGAUUGGUUAUCUAAUCAGACAGAUACCCAAGCUGUACAGACCCGCUCCAAACGCCGGCCAAUCGUCAAAACUGGAAAAUUUAAGAAGAUGUUCGGGUGGGGAGACUUCCAUUCCAACAUCAAAACUGUCAAACUUAACUUACUCAUCACUGGGAAAAUUGUGGAUCCCGGAAACGGGACUUUUAGUGUUUACUUUCGGCACAAUUCAACUGGUUUGGGUAAUGUUUCGGUUAGCUUGGUCCCUCCUUCGAAAGUGGUUGAGUUUGAAAUCGCACAACAAUCCUCUCUGGAGCAAAAGGACACGAAAUCUUUCAACUGUCGUAUUGAGUAUGAGAAAACGGACCGCAACAAGAAGACUGCCCUUUGCAAUUUUGACCCCUCCAAAGUGUGUUAUCAGGAGCAGACCCAAAGCCAUGUGUCCUGGCUGUGCUCUAAGCCGUUCAAAGUCAUAUGCAUCUAUAUAGCCUUCUACAGUGUGGACUACAAACUGGUUCAGAAGGUUUGCCCUGACUACAAUUACCAUAGUGACACGCCCUACUCCUCCACAGGAUGA